AGUACUGUAAGUGAAAGUGAAAGUAAAGUGUGAAACUCCACCACCCUUUUCCCCGUUAUUUCUUGGAACAGACGUCGUGUUACAUUCUGUUAGUUGCCAAAUUAUCCUUUCAACUGUUUUGGUUUAUUUUUCUAAACUCCAAAUUAUUUUAUUGACCAUUUACAAACAGCUUUACCUUGGAGUCAGACUUGUUUUGUUCGUGAAAUGAAGACCUUUCCGACCGCGGCGGUCUGGUGUUUUGGGAUUCUGUUCAUCAGUGUUUUAUUGAUAACGACCGGGUCGUCUGAGGUUGUUGGUUCGGCUGACCCAGUCGUUGCCUUAGCUGGUGAUGACGUCAUUCUACCAUGUUCCCUGAAACCCAGUGUCGGUGCUGAGGACAUGACAGUGGAGUGGACAGGAUUGUACCUGAAAACAAGAAACGUCCAUCUUUACCGUCAAGGUCGAGACUCCAAUGUGGAGCAGUUUCCAUCCUAUAGGGGAAGGACAUCAAUGUUUCAUGAAGAACUGAAGAACGGCAACGUCUCCUUGAAGCUGACCAGAGUUACUCUCUCUGAUGCUGGAAGCUACAUGUGCUUCAUUCCGACACUGACCAGCCAGGUGAAGGAAACCACCGUUCAACUCUUUGUUGGUGCUGUAUCUCAGCCAGUGAUAUCUAUUGAUGGAACUAAAGGCUGGGGGGUGGCCCUGAAGUGUGAGUCUGGAGGCUGGUUUCCUGAACCUGAAAUGGAGUGGCUGGACAGUUCUGGAACCAUCCUCCCUGCUGAUGGACCAGAGAAACACAGGGAUGAGGACCUCUACACUGUGAGACGACAUGUCUCCGUGAACAAGACUGACACCAACAGGUUCACCUGUAGAGUUCAACAGCAGGAGAUCAACCACCUGAAGGAGACAGAGAUUCAUGUCCCUGAUGACCUGUUUCCUAAAUCACACAUAGUGUUGAUUGUUGGUCUGUCAAUAGCUGUAGCUGUUGCAGUUCUUGCAUCUUUAGCUGGUGUCUACAUGUGGAGAAAAUGUACUAAAGAGGAGAAGCUUAGAGAACAAAGGAAGAAGUUUCUGAAAAUAAUGGAGCAACUAGAUCAUGCCCAGUUUGUGACCAGACACAAGGAUCACCUUAUUCAGAAGGUUAACAACGGGGUUUCCAUAGCAUCUGACCUGCACAAGAAGGACUUGAUCCCUGAUGAGAUGAAGUCUCAGAUCAGUGCUGCCGGGAACAGCCAGGACCAGAUGAGACUGUUGUUCAAGGCCCUAGAAAAAGCAAAAGACACAACAAGAGUGAAAUCAGACUUUUACAGGAUUCUACUGGAUCUGGAACCUUACGUUGUCAUUGACCUCGUGAAGGACGUUGAAUUGGCACAAGAAAAGAGGCGUGAUGUACAGUUUGUGAACGUACGCAGCUCCCAACUCAUUCACAAUGUUACCACGGGGAUUACCAUAGCAUUUUACUUAAUCCGUUCUGAGGUGUACCAUAAUGUCCAUGCUGCCAGUACCAGACAGGAACAGAUGAGACUGUUGUACAAGGCCCUAAACAAAGGAACGGAAAAUAUGAAAUCUACAUUUUACCAGAUUCUACUGGAUCUGGAACCUGAAGUUGUCAUCGACCUGGGUUCCAAUUUUGUGGACUACUACAAGGAUCAUCUCAUGUGGAUGGUUACCGAUGUGAUGCCCAUAACAUAUGAGCUGUUCUAUGAUGAGUUGUACCACACCAUGAACAGCCAGCACCAGAUGAGACUCUUGUACGAGCUCCUAGACUCAGAAGGGAAAAAGGCGAAAUUAGACUUUUUCAGGAUUCUACUGGAUCUGAAACCUGACAUUGUCAGUUACCUGGAUUUCAGCCAUAUUCUUGAACAUGAUGAACUUCACAACCUGGCUGGACGGCUGAGUGAACUCAAAGAAGAACUGCGGAAAGCUAAAGAGACCAACCAAUCCCCCUCCACCUCUCCAGGAGGUCAACAGGAAACACAGACUCCUUCCCAAAAGGACUCUGAGGGGAUUGAAGAGAUGGAGAUGGAAUCUUUACUGGGUCCUGAGAGGGGAGGAAGAGUUUAGUUUCCUUAGACUUAAAUAGUUAACUCUUGUUAGAAUCUGUUACAGAUUCUCUUAUGUCCAGUACCUGAUAAUCACAGGUUUCUCAGAUCAAUUGUAUUAAUAUAAAAUAAUAUAAUUAACUCAUGUUGUUGAGCAGAUGAUAUAGCUCAGUAUUUGAAUUAUUUAUUUUAGUCAUUAUUAUCUUUAUCAAGGGUGUCAAUAAUUCCAGAUCCCACUGUAUAUUAUAUAUUGAUCAUGUAUAUGCAGUUGAAUGGUAUUGUCAUGUCUUUGGCAUCAUAAAAUUUUAAGAUUUUUAAGAUAACCUACAUGGAUAAAAAUAUAAACCAUGGAAGUAAGUGAGACUUUCAUUAUGCAAUAUGUACUUUGUAAUAUUCAUGUUAUAGCAGUGCAGUGGUAUAUAUUUAGAUCACCAACUACCGCACCGAUGUUAGCAUAGCGUUAAUUAGCACCCAUUUGCACUUGAGCUAGCUAGUUGCUCACAAUGAGGGAAUCUUAUGAGGGAAUUUGCCUACUUGAGCAGUAAGCCUAGGUUUACGUGUACAGAUUUGAUCGUUGAUUUUCUGUGUUUCUUCAAUGUAUGCCUUGUUGUGUUGGCUCUAAAUGUGUGUCGUUGAUGCCGUUCCCUUAGUUACACACAGCGAGUCUACACAGCCUACACACAAUAUAUACAAUAAUGAAAUCCCCUGGUCCCAACAUACAUGGCAAGUCAAGAAAAGUCAUUGUAACUUGUCCACACUGCAAACUGAAGUUAAACAAGAAACACUAAAACACAUUUACGAAGAAAGCAGACACAUUGCUUUGAAACAGUGUCCAAGGAAAGAGUUUUGGCAUGUGAGUGCGUUGAUGAAAUGGUGUGUUUCAAAAAUACAUUUUCUGGUCCAGCAACACCCAUGUUGUGAAAAAUACUAAUUCAGUUCUAACUGUGUUCAAAACUGGAGCGAUACGUCCUUGAAGUGUAGUUUCUCUCAAUGUGAGAGCCGAGGUAGUCUGAGUGACCCCUCGAAGUGUAGUGUCGCAUCGUUCCACUUUUAACCAACGUUUAGUUGGCUUUAAAUCCCUUUUGAGAUCAUCAAACAAUGUUUGAGAGAUGAGUGAUAUUGUCGCACCCGAAUCAAAAAGCUGUUGCAUUGUACUUUUUCUCUACUUUCACCUUGGAGUACUUUUGGUGUUCAGGUUCGAUAUUAAAUUAUUCACCAUUUGA
This is a messenger RNA of Salvelinus fontinalis (brook trout), 3247 nucleotides long. Its product is annotated as butyrophilin-like protein 1. The coding region runs from base 205 to 2046 and encodes 613 amino acids. The record is from RefSeq and is a predicted model, not a curated record. The transcript is spliced from 14 exons. Lineage: Eukaryota; Metazoa; Chordata; Actinopteri; Salmoniformes; Salmonidae.